Messenger RNA from Colletotrichum destructivum, 1860 nucleotides. Its product is annotated as Putative FAD-binding oxidoreductase/transferase, type 4, FAD-linked oxidase-like protein. The transcript has 5 exons. The record is from RefSeq and is a predicted model, not a curated record. NCBI's taxonomy places the organism in Eukaryota, Fungi, Ascomycota, Sordariomycetes, Glomerellales, Glomerellaceae. Bases 1 to 1860 code for a protein of 619 amino acids. Gene Ontology annotation, biological process: lactate catabolic process. Gene Ontology annotation, cellular component: mitochondrion. Gene Ontology annotation, molecular function: FAD binding; D-lactate dehydrogenase (NAD+) activity; D-lactate dehydrogenase (cytochrome) activity.
AUGUCUGCCCCUACAGUCGUCACCUCAGACGGCCCACCGGCUGGCCCUCCCACCAAGUCGCUGCCCACUCUCCUCCCUCCCCGCAUGCUCCCCCCCGGCGUCGAGCAGGACUCCUUCCAAACCUUCGCCCAGCGCGUCGUUUCUGUCGUAGGGGCCUCCAACCUCGAGAUCAUCGCCGACGACACCCCGCUGGAGAACGACGACUUUGGCGAGACUUGCUUCAAGUACGACCGCUAUCGGUCCGCCGACAACGAGGCGCUCCUGGUCGGCUGCGCCGUCGUCCACCCGCGGCACGUCGCCGACGUCAAGGCCGUCCUGGCCCUCUGCACCUCCUUCAACGUCCCGCUGUGGCCCGUCUCUGCCGGCCGCAACCUAGCCUACGGCGGCGCGGCCCCGCGCGUGCCCGGCAGCCUGGUCAUGCGGCUCGGCACCCACAUGAACCGCAUCCUGGACGUCGACACGGCGCACUUUACGUGCGUGGUCGAGCCCGGCGUGACCUACCAGCAGCUGCACAACCAUCUAAAGGAGAAGGGGCUGUUGGAUAAGGUCAGGCUGGACACGCCCGAGGUGCCGUGGGGGAGCAUGAUUGGAAACGCGCUGGACCGUGGUGGCGGCGCGACGCCGUAUGGAGACCACUGGGGCACGCAUUCCGGGAUGGAGGUGGUGAUGCCGGAUGGAGACGUGGUGAGGACGGGGAUGGGAGCGAUGAGCAGUCCGGAGGGGAGGAGGGAGGCGGCGCAGGGCGUACCACCCGAGGACCAGACGCCGAAUUCGUGCUGGACGCUUUUCCCGUACGGUUUCGGACCCAUCAAUGACGGCCUGUUCAGCCAGGGCAGCGUCGGCAUCGUGACCAAGAUGGGCUUCUGGCUGAUGCCCAACUUCCCCGGCAUCACCCCCUUCAUGGUGACCUACGCACGCGACGAGGACAUCCAAGCCGCCGUCGAGAUCGUCGGCAAGCUGCGGCUGCACCACGUGCUCGCGCACUCGUGCUCGAUCCGCUACAUCACGCUCGACACGGGCUUCUACUCGCCGCGGGCGGCCUUCACCGACUCGCCCAAGGACGUCAUCCUGACCGAGGAGGAGCUCGACGCCAUGUGCGCGCGCAACACGCUCGGCCGGUGGAACUUUACCGGCUGCGUCUACGGCCCGCCCAAGAUCCGCGAGCUCACCAUGCAGGUCAUCCGCGAGGAGAUGACCAAGCCCGAGGGCAGCAGGCUGUACACCCUGGACGACAGGACCGAGAGGCCAAGCAUGCUGCAUGGACGCGCGCCCAACAUGGAGGGGCUGUGCAACAUGGAUCAACAGAACUGGAUCAAGCAGUGGAUGCCCAACGCCGCCCACAUCCUCUUCACGCCCGUGUCCCGCAUCGACGGCGGCUCCGCGCUGGAGCAGUUCCAACUGGCCAAGGCUCUCUUCGCCGAGUACCAGAUGGACUUUUUCGGACAUUUGGCCGUGUACCACCGGGACAUGCACAACGUCUCGUGCAUCGUCUACGACUCCGAGGACGCCGCCAUGCGCGGUCGCGCCUGGGCUCUGGCCCGCCGCCUGAUCGACGAGUGGCAGGCGCGCGGCUGGGGCGAGAUGCGCACGCACAUCGGGCUGCACGACCAGGUGGCGGCGUCGUACGACUUCAACAACCGCGCCAUGCUGCGGCUGAACGAGAAGGUCAAGGAGAUGCUCGACCCGAAGGGCAUCAUCGCCCCGGGCAAGAGUGGCAUCUGGCCGCGCGGGUACGACAGGGGUAAGUACCUGAUGGGCAAGGACCACAUCGACGCGUUCCCCGGGGUGGAGGGCGGGUUGUUGAGAGGGGGGCCUAAGGCGGAUGCGCGCGGUAGCGGCGGGAGGAGCAGUCAUCUGUAG